Funneliformis mosseae is the source of this 1203-nucleotide messenger RNA. NCBI's taxonomy places the organism in Eukaryota, Fungi, Glomeromycota, Glomeromycetes, Glomerales, Glomeraceae. The record is from the annotation of a GenBank genome assembly.
AUGAAUAAUAUUCACCUUGUUGUAUUUGCUCAUGGCUUAUGGGGAAAUCAUAGUCAUUUACAGUAUUUAGUUGAACGAUUUGAGAAAAAACAUAGCCACAACGUUCAUAUUCUAAAUUCAAAGAACAAUUCAUCUGCUUAUACUUAUGAUGGUGUAGAUGUUUGUGGGGAUAGACUUAUUUAUACUGAAGUUAAAUCACUCCAAGAUAAAACCUUUAAAGUCACUAAGUUUAGUAUUGUUGGAUACUCUCUCGGUGGCCUAAUAUCAAGAUAUGCGAUUGGAAUACUUUAUAAAAGAGGGUUUUUUAAAACAGUUAAACCGAUUCUGUUCACAACAUUUGCAACUCCACAUUUAGGCAUUCGACGCGAAGACGAUAAAACGUUUACAAAAAUAACUAAUUGGGUAUCAACAACACUCUUGUCAAAAACUGGGGAACAACUUACCUUCAUGGAUAAAUACGAAGAAGAUGAGCCGAUUUUAUUGACAAUAUCUCGUCCAGACAAAAUUUACUUCAAAGCCCUUUCCGCGUUUAAAUAUAGAACAUUAUAUGCAAACGUCAGGAAUGAUAGAACAGUUCCUUUCUGGACAGCCGCGAUAUCUGAAGUCGAUCCAUUCGAUAACGUCGAAGAAUUAAAAAUUUCAGAAAAAAUUCCUUUUAUGAAAAUGUUAACAAAUCAGUCAAAAAAAGUUGCACGUUAUUUGUUAGUUGGCUUAGCUAUUCCUAUUGUACUACCUUUGUGGAUUGUCUUUAUACUUAGUACUAUUACAAUACAAGGAAUAUUGUCAAGGCGAAGAGUGCAAAAGAUUUUAGCUUCAAAAGCCAAAAAUGAGGUUUAUGAUUCAAAUCAUGAAAUCUCCGUUAGAACUACAAGUUUAGAAGAAGAUGCCGUAGAGGCUGCAAUGAACAUAAGAAAUUUUCUCACACCGAGUUCGCCUACAACACCAAAUUCAGCAAAUUCAUUAUUACCGUCAAUAAAUCCAUUGGAAAAUUUUACUACUACAUCUUCAGAAUUUCCUCAUGUUCAAUUAUGUAAUGAUCAACGUAAAGUAUUUGCAAACUUAAAUCAAUUAACAUGGGAAAAAUAUGCUGUUUAUCUUGAUGCAUUCAAUUCACAUGCAGCUAUUGUGAUGAGAAAUUCGCUUCAAACAAAGGGAAAAGAAAUCAUAAAACAUUUUGUGAACGAGAUAUUUAAGGAUAAUUAG